AUGAAGCCUUCCAUUUCACUUCGAUCUCUUCGCACACUGCGUUCUCCUAUACUCCAUAAACACAAACAAAUACCUCGACUGACAGCCUCUUUCCUCAGAACGAAUACCUUCCAACCAAGAACCUUCACAAAAACCACAACAAAAAUGUCUUUCUCAAACACAGAUACCGGCUCCAAGACCGCAGACCCAUACACAGCCAAGAACAAGGAUGAGACUUCCAUCCAAGAGAAGGUCGAGGACCUCUCCGCGUUCGUCAAAGCUUGCAAAUUUGGCAUGAUGACCACCCGAGACGGCUCAUCUGGCGCUUUGGUCUCAAGAUGCAUGGCAUUGGCUGCUCAGGAAACCGGCGGCAUCGACCUCAUCUUCCACACCAACACCGAAUCCGGCAAAACCAACGACAUCGACUCCGACUCCCACAUCAACAUCUCCUUCCUCAACAGCUCCGGCGAAUGGGCCUCCGUAUCCGGCAAAGCCUCCAUCCUCACCGACCGCUCCGUCGUCAAGAAAUACUACUCGCCCACCCUCAAGGCCUGGCUCGGCGACCUCGGUGACGGAAAGCACGAUGGCUCGGAGAACGAUCCUAGAAUCGGUGUUAUUAGAGUCGAGGCCGUGACGGCUACUUAUGCUGUGGUGCGGAAGAAUGCUGUUAGUCGGGCGGCCGAGAUGGCGCAGGGUGUGAUUACGGGCAAGGCUCCUGCGGUUAAUAAGUUGAGGGAGUUGAGUGAGCAGGAUAUUGCGACUUGGAGAAGCUCGAAUAAGAUGGUUAACUGA
Messenger RNA from Cadophora gregata, 771 nucleotides. It is a transcript of the gene BLI3, whose product is annotated as BLI-3 blue-light-inducible Bli-3 protein. NCBI's taxonomy places the organism in Eukaryota, Fungi, Ascomycota, Leotiomycetes, Helotiales, Ploettnerulaceae. The record is from RefSeq and is a predicted model, not a curated record. The coding region runs from base 1 to 771 and encodes 256 amino acids. The transcript is spliced from 2 exons.